Lodderomyces orthopsilosis Co 90-125 is the source of this 501-nucleotide messenger RNA. It is a transcript of the gene SDC1, whose product is annotated as Sdc1p. The transcript has a single exon. Bases 1 to 501 code for a protein of 166 amino acids. Lineage: Eukaryota; Fungi; Ascomycota; Pichiomycetes; Serinales; Debaryomycetaceae. The record is from RefSeq and is a predicted model, not a curated record.
AUGAAAUUUCUAAAAGUUCAGAAAGAAACCAUCAAUAGCACAGAGCUCAACAGUUGCCCCACGAUGAACAUUGCUGAUAUAGUACAAGACAAAGAGGAUACUCCAGUUGCCAAUGGCUCACCAACAACAGAAUUGUCAACCGCACCACAAAUCAAACAAGAAACAUCAUCACCACAACCACAGUCACGAUCACAACUACCUGAACCAGAAAUGAAAUUAGAAUCUAAUGGUACACCAAGAGGCACCACGCCCACUCCUCAACUACAAACUAAACAAGUGAAACAAGAGCCAAUAGUUCGUGACUCAAAUUUACCUCCAAUGCAUGAAAUUGUUGGUGGUUCUUCGGUACGAAGGUAUUUGAAUAAACAUUUGACACAACAUUUGUUGGAUGGUUUAAAAGAAGUUGGUCGGGUGAAACCAGAGGAUCCGUUGAAGUACCUUGGGGAGUUCUUAAUUACCAGGUCGAAUGAAGGAAAAGAGACGGCCAAAGAGGAUAGCUGA